Dicentrarchus labrax (European seabass) is the source of this 16327-nucleotide messenger RNA. Its product is annotated as KIAA1109 ortholog. Lineage: Eukaryota; Metazoa; Chordata; Actinopteri; Moronidae. The record is from RefSeq and is a predicted model, not a curated record. Bases 185 to 15589 code for a protein of 5134 amino acids. The transcript has 90 exons. Gene Ontology annotation, biological process: synaptic vesicle endocytosis.
UCGACAGAACAGGAAGAGACGUUAACUGGCCGUCUGCCAGGUAAAUAUUCAACAGAGGAUGCUAGCCUUGCCCAUGUCUGACACGACAAAAGGACAGCAACUCCUGAAUAACUGGAGCAAAGAUGAAACCACAUGCUUUAUCGAGGACAUUAAGUUUUAGACAUCACACUGAGAGCCUGUAGCCAUGGAUGGGCAUGUUUCCAAAAACAAUGAAAGCACUUUCCCCAGCUUUGUGGAUCUGGAUGAUUUUCUUACCAAGCACAACUCGAACUUCAUCUGGCUCCUCGUUGCUACCAUUCUGUCCUGUGGAUGGAUCAUCUAUUUAACUUAUUACAACUCCCGCAACAUUGGCCUCAUCCUCACCCUCAUCAUCAACAGACUCUACAAGGAUGGCUACAUUCAUAUUGGCUCCUUCUCCUUCUCUGUACUGUCGGGCAAAGUCAUGUUCAGAGAUGUUUACUACAUCAACCAGGACAUGUCUAUCAGGAUACAGGAUGGCUUCCUCAUAUUUCGUUGGUGGAAAAUGUAUAACCCGAAACAGAAACAGCAUGACCCCAAGGCAGAGACCAGGCUUUACGUGACAGUUAACGGUUUUGAAUUUCACGUCUACAACCGGACCGACCUCUACGCCCGACUGCAAGAGACCUUCGGACUGGAACCCACUCUCACAACACCCAAAAAAGAUGAAGAGAGGGGACGAGAGGACAGAAACAAGACCCUAGAAAGUGUCAAUAUCAAAGCAGAGAGUCCAGACCCCACGUCAUCUUGGCGCUCCCUCAUUCCUGUCAUCAAAGUUAACAUCAGCACUGGUCGUCUGGCAUUUGGGAACCACUACCUUCCCCAAACUCUGUGCGUGAACUUUGAAGAUGCCUUCCUGACGUACGCAACAAAGCCUCCAUCCAGCCACCUGGACCAGUACAUGCACAUUGUCAAAGGCUCGCUGGAGAACGUGCGCGUCAUGCUGGUUCCCAGUCCACGCUACCUUGGCAUGCAGAAUGAUGAACCUCCCAGACUGAUGGGUGAAGGCUUUGUUGUCAUGCAGUCCAACGAUGUUGACAUCUACUAUUACCAGGAUGAACCUGGUCUGGUGCCUGUGGAGCAGGAGAGUGGGGAGGAGGCAGAGACAUGCAGUGAGGGCGAUAAGCUUCAGGACCUGCCUCCAUGUUGGGGUCUGGACAUUGUCUGUGGAAAAGGAACUGAUUUUAACUAUGGCCCCUGGGCGGAUCGUCAGAGGGAUUGUCUGUGGAAGUUCUUCCUGCCGGCUGACUUCCAGGCCAUGAACGUGACCGAGGUUGCCCAGCCAGGAAAACCCAGGCAGAUCCAGGCCUUCGAGCUCCGCAUGAACAUCAUCGCUGACGCCACCAUCGAUUUGCUUUUUACCAAAAACAGGGAAACAAAUGCCAUCCAUGUGAAUGUAGGUGCCGGCUCUUACCUGGAAGUCAACAUCCCCAUGACUGUAGGAGAAAAUGGCUACUCUCCUACCAUCAAAGGCCAGCUGCUUCACGUGGACACCACCAGCAGCAUGCAGUACAGGACUCUUCUGGAGGCUGAGAUGCUGGCUUUUCACGUCAUAGCCAGCUACCCCCGGGUGUGGAACAUGCCUCAGUCGUGGCAGUGUGAGAUUGAGGUGUACAAGGCCACCUACCACUUCAUCUACGCCCAGAAAAACUUCUUCACUGAUCUGAUCCAGGACUGGGCGAGUGACAGCGCCCCAGACAUCUACUCCUUUGUGCCCUAUUCCUGGAAGUUCAAGAUCCUUUUCCACCAGUUUGAGAUGAUCUGGGCGGCGAACCAGCACAACUGGAUUGACUGUUCCACCAAGCAGCAGGAGAAUGUGUACCUGGCAGCAUGCGGCGAGACGCUCAAUAUAGACUUCACUUUGCCUUUCAAUGAGUUUGUUCCAACCAUCUGCCAUACCCGCUUCAGCUUGAAGGCGGAGGAUACAGACAUGCGACUGUCCCUGCCAGAGUGCCACCCAAGCCGCUACCCCCUCCUCACCCUGGCCAAACACUACCAGAACGUCAAGCUGCCCCCAGACAUGUUCAUGCCAGGGGAGAACCAAAGUGCCCCUCCCCCCAAGCCCACCAAGUCCCGCUGGAGGAACAUCACCCACGCAGAAGCCGGCUGGGUGGAUUGCUGGAGUGUGCCCAACUUCUUGCUCAUCAUUGAAUACACCUGGCACCCCAUUUAUCCCCAGAAGGCUGAUGAGCAACUCAAACAGUCGUUGUCCGAGAUGGAAGAAUCCAUGCUGUCAGCUCUGCGUCCCCCAGAACACACCUCGGUACCCCACAAUGCCCAGCCACGCUACACCUCCACGUCUGCUUCAGCUGCCCACACCCGGGUGCCCGCUGACCCCUCGGAGCUACCCCCCGACAGGCUUCACGUUGAGAUGGAGAUGUCCCCAGAUUCUCAAAUCAUCCUCUACGGGCCUUUGCUCCGAGCACUGAUUUCCAUCAAGGAAAAUUAUUUUGGCGAGGACGACAUGUACACAGACUUUGAGGAGGCAGUAUCCAGCCCUGUGUUGUCCACAUGCACCUCUUCGGGGCUCGGUUGGUCUCCUCUGGGGAUGGAAGACAGCGAACAGAAGGGAACCUCAGACAUCCAUCCACUGGACCUGCGCCCUUGGGACAUCACUGUGUACAUCAACCUCUACAAAGUCCAUGGCCGACUGCCAAUGCACUGCAGCAGCGAGGGUCCCGAAGGUCCAUCCGGCUUCCUGGAGCGGCUGUGUUUUGAGAUGAAAAAGGGUUACAAGGAGACGAUGCUUCAGCUGCUCCUGUCUCCCAUUCACAUCUUCCUCAGUGACAACUACCAGCGUCCCACAGCGGACGGGGUGUUGAGGGACGGCCACCUGAGUCUGUCUGGCCUGCAGAUGAGGGCCCAUGCCAUGUUCUCCGCUCAGGGUCUCCCCCUGGGAAGUGACACGCUGGAGUAUGCCUGGCUCAUCGACAUGCAGGCUGGGGGGCUCACCGGCAGGGUCACUCUUCCACAGGUGGCCAGUAUCAUAGAGUGGGCUGAGAAUUUUCUCUUCCACGGGGUUUCCAGAGAGUUCCAGCUGGAACAACCCAAGCCCUCCGUCAUCUGCCAGCAUGGCGCUGACCGUCGCAUCUGUGAUGCCAAGAUGAGCUGCCUGCCAGGUCACUGUCGCACAUCAGAGGAAGUGAAGUACACCAUGACCCGACUGGCCAUGGAUGGAGUUGACCUCUUCAUUGUGGAGCAUGGCUGUGCUGCUAACAUCAAGACGGCUAUCAUCCGCGUAGCCAACUGCAACCUCCACAACCAGGCAGUGGGGGAGGGCAUCAGCGCCGUGGUGCAAGACGUAAACAUCCGACAGUACAUUGAACAGCAGCAGCACAGCGAGGCGACCAGGCUACAGCCGGCCGGACAAGGUCAAGGUCCGGGUCAGCCGCUGGGUCUCGGUCAGCCCCCUUUGCUGCGACGCUCUGUCUGGCUGGAGGCAGGUUCGGUCAACCUGAACCUCAUCACAGCAGACAUUGCCCUGGCCGCUGACCACCCAGCCAAAUGUGAAGUUCAGCGGCAUUUUCUGGAGCUACAUGAUGCUCAGACCAAAAGACUCUGGUUUCUAUGGCCAGAAGAUGCUGGUAUUCGCAACAAGCGCAGCAGGAACCGUUGUGGCUGCCUUGGAGGCUGCAGGUUCUUUGGAGGUACGAACAUGGGGCUGGACUUCUUCAAGCUUGAAGAGCUGACACCCUCCUCCUCAUCGGCGUUCUCUUCUUCCAGCACUGAGUCAGACAUGUCUUAUGGGCAGUCUUUGCUACAGCCAGGGGAGUGGAUUAUUACCAAGGAAACACCCAAAGUGGAUGGGAGAGUUGUGGGACUGAAGACGGAUACACACUCGCCGUGCCUGCCUCCUGAGCUGCCUGAGAGGCGUGGUCAGCAACACCUCAGUCUUCAGGUGCCCCAACGCUCCCACAGCUCUGCCUCCUCCUCUGAAGAAAAUAGUUCCUCGAGUGCUGCUUUGCCCUUGCUGGCUGGAGAGAGGGACACUCCCUCACCAAGCACAGAGGAACGCAUGUUCCCCAUGAAUGGCAAAAGCCCUGCUGACACCCUAGGGGAGGUCCCAGAGGUCUCGCCAGUGUCACCCAACAGCUCCCAGGACCGGUCCUCAGUGCGCUCACCCCUUUGCUCCCCUCUCAAGCGCCAGUCCUCUGUCCACUCAGGUCGAUUGGGCAGCACCAAGAGCCUGUCAGCUGCCGUCUUCACCGACAAGCCUCCGCCAGUUCUGUCUGGAGGCGUCCAGUUCAGCAGCGAGGUUUCCCGCAGUGACGAAAAUGUCCUGGAUUCGCCGCGUCAGCGCAGGAGCUAUGGCUCGUUUCCCUUUACACCUUCUGCGGACUCUAACACGUUCCAUCAGUACCGCUCUGCAGACUCCAGCAUGUCUGUGGCCGACAGCGAGGCCUAUUUCUCUGCUGCUGAGGACUUUGAGCCAAUCAGCAGCGCCGAUGAGGGUCCAGGAACAUACCCAGGCCGCAAGAAGAAGAGGAGGCAGCAGAUGCAGCAGCCACAGCAGCCCCCAUAUCACAUGGAGAACUACAGCCGGAGCUCCAUCUACCACAGUGUCGAGGGUCCCCUCACCUACGUUCUCAAUGGGGAGCUGAUCACUGAGCCACGUCCCCUGCCCCUGCCCCCAAUGCUCCCGCCGUUGCCGCAACAGCCCCUACCCAGCCACACGUCUCAGGCCUCCUUCGUCUCGGCCCUGGCCAUGGAGGAGGAGAGCUCAGUGGAGGCGGAGAAGACAGCUGAACCUGGCCCUGUGACCCGCCAGCCCCACGUCAUGGCGUGCUACCAGAGCUACCUAGCCCACUACCAGGUCUCAAAUUGGUCUGUCAAGCAGCCAACCAAUAAGAGGACCUCCAAGUCUUCUCUGCAUCGCCCCCUAGAUUUGGACACGCCCACCAGCGAGGAAAGCUCUGGCUCCUUUGACCAGCUCUCUGUCCCAAGCUUUAAGGUGAUAAAGCAGGGCCUCUCAGCCAGCUCUCUACUGGACAGGGGAGUUCAACUGAUGGGAGAGAGCAACAGUACACCAUAUACCCCACUGGAUAAGCGGGCGAUGGAGAACACAGAUGAGGAGACGACGACAGAUGACUGGACUCUGGAGCAGCCUUUAGCUCAGACCAGGACCACUGCCAUCGUGGAGGUGAAGGGAGCCAUCAAUGUUGUGCUCACGCCCCUUGUGGCCGAAUCCCUGGACAGGUACAUCGAGUCCAUGGUCCACUUUGCCAGUAUCCGUCAUCCUGCUGCCAUUCUGGAUGACCUGCAUGGGAAAGUCCUCAAUGAAGCCUAUCAGAUCAGCAAGUCCACAGUCACUGAGUCUAGCCAAACAGCCAAGCAGGAGCACAAGCUGUCCAAGACGGAGGGCACGACCCCUGGCUCCCUCAACAUCUCCCAUGGCCAGACAGACCUGUCCGUCAAACCGGAUAAUGUGAAAAUCAAGGGCCUCCAAGCCAACGUCUCUAUCCCCAAGGUGAACCUAUGCCUCCUGCAAGCUUCUGUAGAGGAGGGCUCACCGUCCUGCUCCAAUAAGUGCGUCACACAUGUGUCUCUUGUGGCGUUGUGCUUCGACAGGAUUGCCACCCAGUUCAGAAUGAACAGGGGUAUUGUAGAGGAGACACCCAACACCACAGAACAUGGCCGGCCAUCGGUCAUGUUAGAGAAGUACGCCUCGGCCACCAAGAUGCAGCCUCAGUCUUCUGGCUCGCUGCGCUCCAACGCCGGCAUUGAGAAAGGCAAAGAGAUCGCCGCCAGGCUCAACAUCCACCGCAUCCACAGCCAGCUGCGAGGCCUCGACUCCACAGACAUUGGCACGUGUGCCAUCACAGCAAUCCCUUUUGAGAAGUCCAAAGUGCUGUUUGGCCUAGAGGAACUGGAAGAGUUUUCACUGGUGGAUGAAACCGAUGCCCAGGCCACAGCGGGCGAUCUCGGCCGUUCCACGGCGUCUCUGGAGAAAUGGGGCUGGAUUAUGUUUGAAUGUGGCAUUGAGAACCUCACAGUCAAAGGGGGCCGUCAGUCAGGAGCCAUCCUUUAUAAUUCAUUUGGUGUGAUGGGACGUUCAGACACUGGGGGGAAGACGGGUAUGUCUAAGUCCAAUGGCUCGACAGGCUCUCAGACAGGCAGUGGUUACAGCACCGACGUCUCUGAUGACAACCUCCCGCACGAUGCUAUCAGCCCUUCCUCCGAUGUGAAUGAACACUCGGACUCAGACGACCAGGAUGAAGGGGUGGAGUCAGACGACCUGAAGAAAGACCUCCCCCUCAUGCCCCCGCCUCCUGACUCCAGCAGCAUGAAACUAACCAUCAGGGAAAUCUGGUUCAGUUUUGCUGCUCCCACUAAUGUGCGUUCACCUUCACAGGCCAUCUCCAGGCAGUUAAAUCUUCUCAGCACAGCCACACCUGCUAUUGGAGCCUGGUUGGUUCCAAUCGACCAGCUCAAAUCUUCUCUACGCAAACUGGACAUGGAGGGCACACUGCGAGUGUGUGCUGUUAUGGGCUGCAUCAUGACGGAAGCUCUGGAGAAAAAGAGCAUCCACAUCCCCAUCCGGAGCAAGUACAACCGAGUGACCAAACGUGCUCGCUACCUGCAUGAGAAUCCCUCCUGUAUGCUUUGUAACAUCCUUCACCGCUAUCUGCAGCAAGCCGACUACUCAGUUAUAGAGGAGGCUACCAUGAAUGACGGCGUUCCAGCACUUGUGACUCUCAAGAAAGGCCUGGUAGCUUUGGCCAGACAGUGGAUGAAAUUCAUUGUGGUAACUCAGGGCUUCAAAGCUAUUGGUCUGAUGAGGCCCAACCAGCUCACCAAACCCAAGGAGCCUCAGCAGAGUCUGGGUGAGACCAUCUUAGGCCUGGACAACGGCGCUGCACUGCAGAGUGACACCAGCGCCGAUGGAGCUGAAUUUGAAUUUGACGCAGCCACAGUGAGUGAACACACCAUGUUGCUGGAGGGAGCAUGCAGUCGCCCCCCGCCUAAAGAAGCGAACUCGGGUCCUGUCAGCGGAGUGGAGAUCAUGAGGAAACUGUCCAAGUCCCACACUCACAAUGAGUCUGCACUCAGGAUAAAGGGCUCCCAUCCAUACCAGUCGCUGAGCUACACCAGCGGUGACACGGCAGCUGACUCACCGGCCCAUGUGAGCCGCGCAGGCAUGCCAGCCAAGGACAGUCCCAGGAAGGAGAGCCUCCUGAGCAAUCUGACAGGCAGCUUUCGGAGUCUGCACAACCUGCUCGAGGGCAUGCCCCAGAGGAACGAACCGUCUGCUGCCACUGCCGCCAAGAGCAGCUCCCUAACUCGCACAGGAAACAGCUUAGGGACAGACAUGCUGACCGAGCACCCGCUGCUGUCAGAGCCCUCCUCCGUCAGCUUUUACAACUGGAUGUCCAACGCUGUGGGCAACAGGACGGGGGCUGGAACCCAGGACUCCCCGGUUAACCGCUCCCAGCACAACAGCCUGCAGACAGGUGGGACGUGUAACUUGCCCACGAUCCCCUCAGCGUCAGACUUCAACACGGUGCUGUCCAGUGACCAGAACACCCUGGACGGGACCCACUCCCAGCACUCCCAGCAUAGCACCAGCCAGGACGACAUGGCUGACAUCGAGGAGGGAAACCUGUGUCCAGCUGCUGUUCAACUCGCUGACGCUCAGGUUGUUUUCAAGCCUUUGCUGAGCUACACAGGCAUCCAGGCCCAAGACACCACUCCUCUUAGUUACAAAAUGUAUUUUGGAGAGCACCUGUCUUUUUCUGGCAAUCUGGAGUGUCUCAGAGCGGACAUCGUCGACUCUGACACCUCCAAAGAGCGGAAGAACAAAAGAUCCAGGAGACAAGGCAUGGUGAACCUCCCUCCGCUGGAGUUCAAGCCAGCGCUGCUGAUUGAGACAUUCAGCCUGAAUGCAGUGGUGAUGGAGAAGUCAACCAGCGCUCCGCAGGGCCCCACUGCAGCUCCGCUCUCCUUCCACGACCUCAACCGCCGCCACUACAACACUUUCCACUGUGAUUUCACCACAGCCUGCCAGGCCAUCAGCCAGCGCGUGGACAUGGCCCUUGUGCGCCUCAUCCACCAGUUCAGCACCAUGAUCGACGACAUCAAGGCCACACAGACCGACAUCAAGCUGAGCCGCUACACUGCUGGCUCUGCCUCACCGACGCCCACCUUCAAGGCCCGCCCAUACCGCCACUUCAGGUCCUCCGACUUCAGCCGCAGCUCCCGGGGAAGCCUCAACGGGGCGGGACGUAGUGGAACCCAAACCCUGAAGAGCAAGAGAGGGGUGGGUGGAGGGAGUGGCGCAGGUGGCGGAGGAGCGGGCGUCACUGGGGGUUUACCACCUAACGGACCUCCGUCAGGAAUGGACACGCUGGGGAGAAGAGAGCCUCGAGGACGCAGCUCCCUCGGGCGCUCUGAGCGACGUACUUCUAAGGUGUCAAGGAAGGGCUCCCGUGACGUGGCAGACCACAUGGCCAUCCAGAUGGACGACUCUGACUCCAUCACAGUGUCGGAGCAGAGCGAACCAUCGGCAGAAUGUUGGCAGAACAUGUACAAGCUGCUCAACUUCUACUCUCUCAUCUCCGAUCCCACUGGAAUCCUGGAGAAAAGCUCCCCAGAGAACUGCCUUUCAGAGGGUGGACGUCGGCCCUCAGAGCCGUUCUGCAAAGUAAUAUUUGAGAACGAGCAACAGGAGCCCGCCACGCCCAAUAAGCCCCCAGGCGCAGGCGGGCGGCGCCGGAGCCUGGUGAGCUCCGAGCCCCAGCACGUCACGCUUAUAGUGUUCGGAAUCGGCAUGGUGAACCGCACCCACCUGGAGGCCGACAUCGGCGGGCUGACCAUGGAGGCCGAGCUGAAGAAGAUCCAUGGAAGCUUCACCCUGAAGGAGAAGAUGAAAGACAUCCUGCACCAGAAAAUGACUGAGACGUGUGCAUCGGCUCAUAUAGGAGGGGUAAACAUUGUUCUACUGGAGGGCAUAACACCUGACAUCCAACUGGAGGAUUUCCCAACAUCUCCCACCAGCACAGCUAAACAAGAGUUUCUAACGGUGGUCAAAUGCAACAUUGCCAAGUCCCAGGCCUUGUACAGUGCCCAGCGAGGACUGAAGACCAACAACGCAGCUGUCUUCAAAGUGGGCGCCAUCAUGAUUAACAUCCCCCAGCACCCGGCUACUUUGCACAGCAUGAUGGUCCGCAGCUCCCACCAGCUCUCCAAACAAAUCUCUGACCUCAUUCGCCAGCCCUCCAAUGUUCAACCUCCGAAUAGGGAGGACACCCCCACCCCGCAACCCUCUGACAAAGCAUCCAGCAUCAAUCAGACCCCCGUAGAAGCCAAUGAGUUCCCUCAGCUUCCUGAAGGCCUGGAGAAGAAGCCCAUCGUCUUAAAGUUCAGCGCCAUGAUGGAUGGCAUCACCAUCGGGGCCGCCCUGCUACCCUCGCUGAAAGCAGAGUACAAAAUGGGACGCAUGAAGAGCCACGGCAUGACAGGGGCCCAAACCAGUUUUACCUUUGAGUUGCCAAACCACAAGCUUUGUUUCCAGUCAAAAGUGUCCCCAGUGGACAUGUCCACCAUGCCGCCAUCAGCAAGCCUCACCCUCCCUCCAGUCACCAUGUCAGGAGAGUACAUCAUGGAGGAGCAUGAGAGCCACUCAGACCAGGGCUGGGCACCUGACGAUUUUCCAGCAAAGCAAGGAAACUACCUGCAAGGCAACUACUUGCGCUGUGUGGCUGAGAUUGGUUCCUUUGAGCACAACCUGACCACAGACCUGCUCAACCACCUGGUCUUCCUGCAGAAGGUUUUCAUGAAGGAGGUGAACGAGGUCAUUCAGAAGGUCUCAGGAGGAGAACAACCCAUUCCACUGUGGAAUGAGCACGACACCUCAACAGAUGCAGACAAGCCAAAAAUCCUGCUUUACUCUCUCAGCCUCAUGUUCAAGGGAAUCCAGAUGACAGCCACCACUCCUUCGAUGCGAGCUGUGCGCUUCGAGACGGGCCUUAUUGAGCUGGAGCUCUCCAACAGGAUCCAGUGCAAGGCUCAGCCCGGCGGCAGCAGCAGUUACCUUAAGCUGUUCGGAAAAUGUCAAGUGGAUCUCAAUCUAGCUCUUGGACAGAUAGUCAAGCACCAAGUGUAUGAAGAAGCUGGCUCGGACUUCCACCAGGUGGCGUACUUCCGAACUCGGAUCGGCCUGCGGAAUGCUCUGCAGGAGGAGAUCAGUGGCUCGUCAGAUAAGGAGGCUGUCCUCAUCACGCUCAACAGGCCAAUUGUAUUCGCUCAGCCGGUGGCAUUUGACAGAGCUGUGCUCUUCUGGCUGAAUUACAAGGCGGCGUAUGACAACUGGAAUGAGCAGCGCUUGGCCCUGAAUAAGGACAUCCACAUGGCCACCAAAGAGGUGGUGGACAAGCUGCCAGGCAUCCAGCAGACCUCAGCCCAGGCCUUCAGCACCCUCUUCCUGCAGCUGACUGUCAACGACCUGGGCAUCUGCUUGCCCAUCACGAACGCAUCCCAGAGAGGACAAGUACCAGUUACGGAGGGCAUCAACUCUGAAGCUGGGGCCAGCACAUCAAUAGGCCGGCAAAAAAAUGCACGAAAAGCCAACCACAGCAUAGAUUUUGACACCGGCUCAGCUAUGGUCCUGACCAUUGAGAGCACACUGAUCACCGCCUGCUCCUCCGAGUCCCUGGUAAGCAAAGGCCACUUCAAGAAUUUCUGCAUCCGCUUUGCCGAAGGCUUCGAGACCUCCUGGGAUGACUGGAAGCCUGAAAUCCGAGGGGAUCUGGUCAUGAAUGCUUGUGUAGUCCCUGAUGGUACAUAUGAAGUUUGUUCCAGGACUACAGGGCAACCCUCUGCAGAGAGCAGUAGCGCUGGUACCUGGACUCUGAAUGUACUUUGGAAAAUGUGUGGUAUUGAUGUUCACAUGGAUCCCAACAUCGGCAAGCGCCUCAAUGCGCUGGGCAUAACGCUGACCUCACUGACAGGCGAGGAGGACGUUGAUGACAUCGCUGACCUAAAUUCUGUCAACAUGGCGGACCUUUCAGAUGAGGACGAAGCCGACACCAUGUCACCCACCAUCCACAUGGAGACCAUUGACCCCAGAAGGCAGAUGGUGAUGGGGAACCAAGUGAUUGACGCUCGCGGGAGGAAGUUCACCAAAAGGGUGGUGGACAUCAGAGAGCUAAACGAACAGGCCAAGGUCAUCGACGACCUCAAGAAACUGGGGGCCAGCGAAGGCACCAUCAACCAGGAGAUCCAGCGCUAUCAGCAGCUGGAGUCUGUGGCCGUCAACGACAUCAGGAGAGACGUCCGGAAGAAACUGCGUCGCUCCAGCAUGAGGGCCGCCUCUCUAAAGGAUAAGUGGGGUCUUGGCUACAAACCAAGCUACAACCGUUCCAAAAGCAUCUCGGCAGCGGCAGGCCGACCCCCUCUAAAGAGGAUGGAUAGACAGAGUUCCAGAAUAGGGGAUGUGGAUGAUUUGCCAGAUAUGCGUGUGGAUGCGUCCUCUCCUGGGCCCAGAGUCACCUUCAACAUCCAGGACACGAUAAAUAAUCAGGCACUGGACUCUGCACAUGUACCCACCAGUCCAGGAGAGGUAUUUAAGUUUCCUGAGGAGACAGAGGUGGACCUGUUGUCAGUCAUCAUUGAUGAGCCAUCCCAUCUUCAUCAUCACCAUCUUCUCCAUUCUCCAUCCGUUAUUGAGGGCCACCACUCGGCUUUCAGUGCCCCUGUCACGCCUGCUGUCUUCUCACCCAUGCUUCCCUUCCAGCACGACGGCAUUAGGAGUGACGACCUGUCCUCUUCCUCCUCCGAAGACUCCGAAAAGGAGGACGAGUUUGAACGCGAGAGACCACAGAGCUAUCGGAGGCCUUUCCAAGCGUCUCACAGGAAGUCCUCAGGGUUUUCUGCUGUGAGUCAGCUGUUCAGCGAGCGCUGGCCAAGCACACCUGCUGGCCGCAGCUUCAGUGGCCCGGCAACCGAAAGAAACAUCGACUUUGAGCUGGAUGUCCGUGUGGAGAUUGACAGCGGGAAGUGUGUCCUUCACCCCACCACUCAGCAACCAGAGCACGAGGACAUUUCCCUCCGGAGGAGCUGUGAGCGCAGUCUACGGAGUCUGGACCAGGAGUCUCCCCCCAAGAAAAAGAAGCUGCAGCCCACCUACACCUCCACCACCCAUCUCCUAGCUGGCAAGAAAUGUCCCGCCUCCCUGCAGACCAAAUCCAAUGACAUGGAGACCACAGUCUUCUACAUUCCAGGAGUAGACGUUAAAUUGCACUACAACUCCAAGACACUGAAGACCGAGUCGCCAAACGCCUCGCGUGGAUCCUCUCUCCCUCGCACUCUCUCCAAAGAGUCCAAGCUGUAUGGUAUGAAAGAUAGCGGCCCUCCCAACCCUCCCAAUGCUGUCCAAAGCAAGACUAACUCGCUCCUACCUCCCCCGCCCCCACCUAUUCCAUCAGCCAAAGGUAAGGGCAGUGGAGGAGUAAAGACUGCUAAGCUGUAUGCCUGGGUGGCCCUCCAGACUCUGCCAGAGGAAAUGGUCAUCAGCCCCUGUCUGCUGGACUUCCUGGAAAAAGCACUGGAGACCAUUCCCAUCACUCCAGUGGAAAGGAAUGGCACAGCUAUGGCUUCCCAGGAGGAGGACAUGGGUCAGUUUGAUACGGUGGAGCAGCUAGAGGAAUCCACCACCUCCCUGGUUUCCUCUUCCACAUCGGCGUACUCCUCCUUCCCAGUGGAUGUGGUUGUCUAUGUCAGAGUCCAGCCCUCUCAGAUCCGCUUCAGCUGCCUGCCGAUGUCCAGGGUGGAGUGUAUGCUCAAACUGCCCUCUUUAGACCUGGUCUUCUCUUCUAACCGUGGAGAACUGGAGACCCCGACAGGACCACAUCCCACUGAUGGAUCUCACCCGCCCUCCUCCACUCCACCAGGGCAACAUAUCCCCAAACCACCUCCCAGCAAAGCGUCUCCUUUGCUGGGGAGCCCUCUGGGCAGGAGCCGCCACAGCAGCAGCCAGUCCGACCUCACCGGCCCCCCCAGUACCUCCUCGGGCCUCAGCUUCACUGCUUGCAUGUCUGACUUCUCCCUCUACGUCUUCCACCCCUACGGCGCCGGAAAGCAGAAAUCUGCUGUCACAGGCCUGCCUCCGGGCCCAGGGCCGUUAGGUACAGUCGACGAGGAGCCAUCUUCAGUAACAGGAAGAAAAGACUCUCUGAGCAUCAACCUGGAGUUUGUGAAGGUCAGCUUAUCCAGGAUGAGGCGUAGUGGAGGCCCCACCUUCAUCGAAAGCUUCAUUCCUGCCAAAGGUGGCAAAAUGGACACCACCCUCAUCAACAUCUCAGCUGUGUGUGACAUUGGCUCGGCUUCCUUCAAGUACGACAUGAGACGACUGAGUGAGAUCCUGGCCUUCCCGAGAGCCUGGUAUCGUCGAAGUAUCGCCAGGCGCCUCUUCCUGGGAGACCAGACAAUCAACCUGCCAGCCUCUGGCCCUGCCACCCCCGACUCAGCUGAAAACGUCACCCAACAUCUGUCCCCCGAGUCCAGCCGGAAAGCCUACUGGAGGACCUGGGACGGCAGCACUGGGACGCAGCACAUGCCCCAGUCCCCCAACGUCUUUUCAGAGCACUCCGCUGGAAGCAACAUGUCCCCGGGUGGCCUGGGUCACCUCAAAUCCCCCGCACCCGGACGCACCAGGAGCGUGUCUGAUUCCUCUGCUCCGAGAAGAGAUUCGGUGACAAAAACAUCCACUCCUUCCUUCAGUAAGAAUGGUAAGGCAGCAGGUCAGCAGGGGGCGCCAUGGGAGACGCUGGUGGUGUUCGCCAUCAACUUGAAACAGCUCACCGUCCAAAUGAACAUGAGCAAUGUCAUGGGAAACAACACCUGGACGACCAGCGGGCUGAAGAGUCAGGGCCGACUGUCUGUGGGCAGCAACCGGGACCGGGAGAUCAGCAUGUCUGUGGGCCUCGGCCGCUCCAAGCUCGACUCCAAAGGCGGGGUGGUGGGUGGCAAUAUAGACGUGAACACCCUGGAGAUGGUCUCCCACAUCUCCGAACACCCCAACCAGCAACCCAGCCAUAAAAUCCAGAUCACAAUGGGGUCGACAGAGGCACGCGUUGACUACAUGGGCUCCAGCAUCCUGAUGGGAGUUUUCAGCAACGCUGACCUGCAGCUGCAGGACGAAUGGAAGGUCAACCUGUGCACCGUUGACACCAGCCUAUCGGAGAAAAGUGAGAUCUUCGUCCAUGGAGACUUGCAGUGGGAUAUUUUCCAGGUGAUCAUUUCACGCUCCACCACGCCAGACCUCAUCAAGAUUGGAAUGAAACUGCAGGAGUUUUUCACUCAACAAUUUGACACCAGCAAGCGGGCCCUUUCCACCUGGGGCCCUGGACCCUACAUACCCCCCAAAACCCCUGUCAUCAACACUGAGAAAGGAGCUGCAGAGCUUUACAUGGAUGCAGCCCAUCACCGGCACUGGCCCGGGGUGCUGAAGGUAAUCGCAGGCUGCCACAUCUCCCUCUUCCAGAUGCCUCUGCCUGAGGACGCCGUGCAGCUGGGCGGUUCAAUGAGCCUCCAUGGCAAUCACAUGACGCUGGCCUGCUUCCACGGGCCCAACUUCCGCUCCAAGUCGUGGGCUCUGUUCCACCUGGAAGAGCCCAACAUCGCCUUCUGGACUGAGGCACAGAAGAUCUGGGAGGACGGCUCCAAAGAUGAUUCUACCUACAUUGUUCAGACACUGGAUUUCCACCUUGGUCAUAACACCAUGGUGACCAAACCCUGCGGUGCCCUCGAGAGCCCCAUGGCCACUAUAACCAAAAUAACCCGCCGGCGGCAUGAAAACCCCCCACAUGGAGUCGCUACAGUCAAAGAAUGGUUCAACUACGUCACUGCCAUGAGGAAUGAAGAGUUGAACCUACUCAGGAACGUGGAAGCCAACAACCAAGAGAGCGGAGUGGCCGCCAAAAGCUCAAGUCUGCUGAGCAGCUUCCGCAGCUCCUCCAGCUACAACCAUGAAACUGAGACCAUCUUUGCUCUUCCCAGAAUGCAGCUGGACUUCAAGUCCAUCCAUGUACAAGAUCCUGAUGAACCUUCUCUAACGGACUCCAAUAGCAAACCCAAAGUGGAGUGCAGCGUGGUGACAGAAUUCACAGACCACAUCUGUGUCACCAUGGACGCUGAGCUCAUCAUGUUUCUUCAUGACCUGGUGUCUGCCUACCUGAAGGAGAAGGAGAAAGCCCUUUUCGCCCCGCGGAUGUUCGCCACUCGGCCGGGCCAGAAGAGCCCCACGGCCCUGCACGACGAAAGCUCCACGGACAAGGACAAGGACGACGGCAUCAACUACACCACGGUGGACUGGAGGGAGUUCAUGUGCAACACCUGGCACUUGGAGCCGACUCUCAGGCUCAUCUCCUGGACAGGACGUAAGAUCGACCCAGUGGGCGUGGACUACAUCUUGCAAAAGCUGGGUUUCCACCACGCCAGGACUACGAUUCCCAAGUGGCUGCAGAGGGGCGUGAUGGACCCUCUGGACAAGGUGUUGUCAGUGCUCAUCAAGAAGCUGGGCACCGCCCUGCAGGACGAGAAGGAUAAGAAAGGCAGAGACAAAGAGGAACACUGAGGAACACUCAUACCACUGUAAUCAAAGCUGUGCAGUAUUUCUCGACAGGUCACGAACACUGGAUUACUGUAUUACAAUGGCCACUACUGUACAAGAUUCUUGUCAAACAUACACAUCUUACCUGUGAAAUUCAGCAUAGUUGUUUACUGUGGUACAUGCCACUCGCGGCUCUGACUGAAGCAUUUUGCACCAAUGUUAUUCUCUGUAUAUUUUGAACAAAGUAGCAAAUGUUAGUAUUAUUUGACUGCUUUAAUGGUAAAACCCUGCCUCUUUUACCUGUUGUAAAUGACCUUACUGAAAUCGCUUGAAAGUUUAUUUUAAGGCUUAACAAUAUUUCAUGAGAAAUGAUUUCUUAAACCAUUGCCUUUUCUUUGUUUCCCAUGGAACACAUGGUAGAUAUGCUUUAUGUAUUUUAUAGCGUAGUUUUAAGAUAUUUAAGAACAGUUCAGUGACAGUGUUCUUGAUUUAUUUUAUUUUUCGAUGUGAACAAAUAAAUACGGGGAGGUUACGGCACAUCAUCCACUCAGCCAUGAGGAUGACAUGAACUUGUAAUUAUAAUUUGAAACGAGAUCACUAUUUAUGGGUAUGUGAAAUGCAAAGUCUAUACCAUGUAUUAGCUUGGUGUGUCAAGCUUAUUUUUGUCUUUUUUUAAUCCAUACAGUAGAACCAGUGUAUAUAAUUAAAUUUCUUAAAUGUGUUGAUUUCAUAACUUAAUAAAAAUAUUGCCAUUCAAUUUUA